CAUUAACAUGAACGCAAUGAUUAAAGCAGUUAAUGGUGAGACACGGCUGGAACACUAUUAAUGACUAGUUGAGUAGGCGGAGACUCCAGAUACAAUUAAGACGAAAGACACAAUAAAAGGCCACUGUUGCCGAUUGUCUCAAUAUUGGUGUGUGCUGUUUGGGAGCAAUGGCAAAUAUAAGGGUAUGUUUUGCACUUGUGGGGCUUUUUCUGGUUUUCAACUAUGUGAGCAGUACAUCUGCAUCUCCACAAGCUGUAAAAAUGCCACCUCAAGCUCCUCAGCUUCCUGUGAAGCCCACUUUGCAGCCGCAGAUGCCUGGCCAGGUUGCAAAAUGCCAAGUGCAAGACUAUGAAAGGGUUCCUUGUGGAGAACCAGGUAUCAACGGUGAUCAGUGCACCACUAUAAACUGCUGUUUUGAUGGCCGACAGUGCUAUUAUGGGAAAACGGUGACUGUCCAGUGUACCCUUGAUGGCCAGUUUGUGCUGGUGGUGGCCAGAGAUACAACAGUUCCCAGGAUAAGCCUGGAGUCCAUCAGCAUGUUGGGAGGAAACAGUGGACCCUGUAGUCCUGUUGACUCGAAUACAGCCUUUGCUAUAUACCAGUUUCCUGUAACUGCUUGUGGGACGACCAUGAUGGUACAAGGUGGUUAUGUGAUCUAUGAAAACAGGAUGCUCUCCUCCUAUGAAGUUGGAGUUGGACCCCGAGGCGCAAUCACCAGAGACACUCACUAUGAGCUUCACUUCCAGUGUAAAUAUUCAGGUGUUAGCUUUGCCACUCUGGCUAUUGACCCUUCAGCCAAUGCUGAUCCUCCGUCCAUUGUUGCUUCUGGACCACUCCAAGUAGAACUAAGACUAGGAAAUGGUCACUGUGUUGCAAAGGGGUGUGCAGAAGAUGAAGUAGCCUUUACCUCAUACUACAGUGCUGUUGACUACCCUGUGACUAAGGUUCUGAGGGAACCAGUGUAUGUUGAAGUGCACAUGGUGGGAAGAACUGAUCCAAAUAUUGUCCUGGUUUUGGGAGGCUGCUGGGCGACUGCUUCCCCUAACCCCUACAGCCUUCCCCAGUGGGAUCUUCUGGUGAAUGGGUGCCCAUACAGGGAUGACCGUUAUUUGACCAAGCUGAUGCCAGUUAAUGGGAUGUCUGGACUUGCGUAUCCUACCCAUUACAGACGCUUUGUCCUGAAGAUGUUCACAUUUGUGGAUCCAGAAUCUAUGGAUCCAAUGGAUGAGACGCUCUACAUCCACUGCAGUACAGCUGUAUGUCUUCCAACUGCACAAGACUCUUGUGAACCAACGUGUGCCAGAAGAAGAAGAGAUGCUGCUGCAGAAGGCUCUCCUCAUGCCUCAGGAGUAGUGUCUAGUGGACGUGUGAUCUUUACCAAAAGCUCCUCACCUCAGUUUGUUUAAAGUGAUGGAGAAUAAAAUAUCUUUUACUUUCAAUCUGGCUGUUUCGAUUCAAGUGUCUAGGCUACAUUCAGCUUGUGCACAAUUCAUCUAUGAUGGGUUCUGAGUUGUGAUCACUGGAGUAACAUUUACACUCGUGAUAUCUUGCAUGUACUCUCAAUACAUGUUGGCUUAUACAUGGUGCUUACUCAUAGCUGUAAUCCAGCAUGACUUGCAAAUGGGGGGGGGAAUUUACUGUAAAACUUAAAUGUGUUGCUGUCUUGAUCAGGAUUUAAGGGAGGGUACAACUCAAUGGCACCUUCCUGGUUAAAUAAGGGGUGGGUGAAUUAAAAAGUACAUCUAUGCAUAGGAUGACUGACUAAUGUAAACCUCUAUUGGUUGGCUUUGAAUCCUAUAAAU
This is a messenger RNA of Ictalurus furcatus (blue catfish), 1802 nucleotides long. RefSeq names its product zona pellucida sperm-binding protein 4-like. Gene Ontology annotation, cellular component: egg coat. NCBI's taxonomy places the organism in Eukaryota, Metazoa, Chordata, Actinopteri, Siluriformes, Ictaluridae. The coding region runs from base 168 to 1406 and encodes 412 amino acids. Gene Ontology annotation, molecular function: structural constituent of egg coat; acrosin binding. The transcript has 8 exons. The record is from RefSeq and is a predicted model, not a curated record. Gene Ontology annotation, biological process: prevention of polyspermy; binding of sperm to zona pellucida.